UGUGGCCCCUGCCCGGGAAAAUGGCGGCGCCGGGGCGGGCGGCGGGAGCGGUGUAGCGCGCGGUGCCACCCCGCCAUGGCGGACCUGGGCCGGCAGCUGCACGAGUACCUCGCGCAGUCCAAGGCUGCUGCCGCCGCCAGCGCUCCCGGCGCGGCGCCCGCCCCGCCGGCGGCCGGCGGCUCGCAGGAGGAGGCGGGGGACGGCGGCGGGCUGCGGGCCUGGCUGGGCGCGCUGAGCCCGUUCCCGCCGGGCAGUGCCCCGGGCGCCACGGUGUGGCCUUGGGCGGGCGAGGAGGACCCGUGGCUGGCGGGGCUGUCGCGCUGGCAGCGGCUGGCGGGCAGCGGGCUCUGCGUGCUUCUGGCCGCGCUGUGCUUCGGGCUGGCGGGGCUGUGCGCGCCGCUGCUGCUGCUGCGCGCCCGCAAGUUCGCGCUGCUCUGGUCGCUGGGCUCGCUGUGCGCGCUGGGCGCCGCCGCGCUGCUGCGCGGGCCCGCGCUGCCUCUGUGAGCCCGCCGCUGCCUCUGGGAGCCCGGCGCGGCCCCGCGGGAGCGCCUCGCACACGGGGCCGGAGCCUGGCGCUGUCGCCGGCCGGCUCCCAGGGCGGGCACGCCGCUUCUCUUCUCCGCGGCCCGGCGCGUUCUCCUCGCCACGCUGGAGCA
This is a messenger RNA of Passer montanus (Eurasian tree sparrow), 656 nucleotides long. It is a transcript of the gene SFT2D3, whose product is annotated as SFT2 domain containing 3. Gene Ontology annotation, cellular component: membrane. The record is from RefSeq and is a predicted model, not a curated record. The transcript has a single exon. Bases 76 to 504 code for a protein of 142 amino acids. NCBI's taxonomy places the organism in Eukaryota, Metazoa, Chordata, Aves, Passeriformes, Passeridae. Gene Ontology annotation, biological process: vesicle-mediated transport.